CAAGCUCCGCCCCUCAAGUCCCCGGCAGCGGCAGACGAGUGGGGACCGAUCCCCCGGUUCUCCAUGAUCCCGCCGGCCGGGGCCGUUUCCCCAGAGCAGAGAGGUAUCUGCUGCGCCUGAGAUGAGUAAACUGUCGUUUCGGGCGCGGGCGCUAGACGCCUCGAAGCCGCUGCCGGUUUUCCGCUGUGAGGAUCUGCCCGACCUGCACGAAUACGCCUCGAUAAACCGAGCCGUGCCGCAGAUGCCCACCGGAAUGGAGAAGGAAGAGGAGUCGGAACACCAUCUUCAACGGGCUAUUUCAGCACAGCAAGUGUAUGGCGAGAAGAGGGAUAAUAUGGUUAUACCUGUCCCAGAGGCAGAAAGUAAUAUUGCUUACUAUGAGUCUAUAUAUCCUGGGGAAUUUAAGAUGCCAAAGCAGCUCAUUCACAUACAGCCUUUUAGUUUGGAUGCUGAACAGCCUGACUAUGAUUUGGAUUCUGAAGAUGAAGUAUUCGUGAAUAAACUGAAAAAGAUAAUGGACAUCUGCCCAUUGCAGUUUGAGGAGAUGAUUGACCGUCUAGAAAAAGGGAGUGGUCAGCAGCCAGUCAGUCUGCAGGAAGCCAAAUUACUGCUAAAAGAAGAUGAUGAAUUAAUUAAAGAAGUUUAUGAAUACUGGAUUAAAAAGAGAAAAAACUGUCGAGGGCCAUCUCUUAUCCCAUCAGUAAAACAAGAAAAGCGAGAUGGUUCUAGCACAAAUGAUCCUUAUGUGGCUUUUAGAAGACGAACUGAAAAAAUGCAGACUCGAAAAAAUCGCAAAAACGAUGAAGCCUCUUACGAAAAAAUGCUUAAGCUGCGUCGAGAUCUAAGUCGGGCUGUUACUAUUCUAGAGAUGAUAAAAAGAAGAGAAAAGAGUAAAAGGGAGCUAUUGCACUUAACACUGGAAAUUAUGGAAAAGAGGUAUAAUUUGGGUGACUACAAUGGAGAGAUUAUGUCUGAGGUUAUGGCACAGAGACAGCCAGUGAAACCUACUUAUGCCAUCCCCAUCAUCCCUAUUACUAAUAGCAGUCAAUUUAAACACCAGGAAGCAGUGGAUGUGAAGGAGUUUAAAGUUAAUAAGCAAGAUAAAGCCGAUCUUAUCCGACCAAAACGUAAAUAUGAAAAGAAGCCCAAAGUCUUACCAUCAUCUGCUGUUGCUGCUCCUCAACAGACGAGUCCUGCUGCACUGCCAGUCUUUAAUGCUAAAGAUUUAAAUCAGUAUGAUUUCCCCAGCUCAGAUGAAGAACCUCUCUCCCAGGUUUUGUCUGGUUCUUCGGAAGCUGAAGAAGAGAAUGAUCCUGAUGGUCCAUUUGCUUUCCAUAGGAAAGCAGGCUGUCAGUACUAUGCUCCUCACUUAGACCAGACUGGCAACUGGCCUUGGACUAGUCCUAAGGAUGGAGGAUUAGGAGAUGUGCGAUACAGAUACUGCUUAACUACCCUCACCGUACCCCAAAGGUGUAUUGGAUUUGCACGAAGACGGGUUGGGCGCGGUGGAAGGGUCUUACUGGACAGAGCUCACUCAGACUAUGAUAGUAUGUUUCGCCAUCUGGAUUUGGAAAUGCUUUCCUCACCACAACAUUCUCCAGUCAAUCAGUCUGCCAUUACCUCAGAAACAAAUACCUCGGACAAAUCUUUCUCUAAAGACCUCAGUCAGAUACUAGUCAAUAUCAAGUCAUGUAGAUGGCGGCAUUUUAGGCCUCGGACACCAUUCCUACAUGACAGUGACAAUGAUGAACUCUCCUGUAGAAAAUUAUAUAGAAGUUUAACUCGAACAGGAACAGCACAACCUGGGACCCAGACAUGCAGUACCUCUACGCAAAGUAAAAGUAGCAGUGGUUCAGCACACUUUGCAUUUACAGCCGAACAAUACCAGCAACAUCAACAGCAACUGGCACUAAUGCAGAAACAGCAGCUUGCACAAAUUCAGCAACAGCAAGCAAAUAGUAAUUCCUCCACCAACACUUCACAGAACCUUGCAUCUAACCAGCAGAAAAGUGGCUUUCACCUGAAUCUACAUCAUAGCCAUUCUAUACAGGGUUUAGAAAGAACAUUACAGGGUUUUGUUUCCAAGACUUUGGAUUCUGCUAGUGCUCAAUUUGCUGCUUCUGCUUUGGUGACAUCAGAACAACUGAUGGGAUUCAAGAUGAAGGAUGAUGUGGUGCUUGGGAUUGGGGUGAAUGGCGUCCUUCCAGCCUCAGGAGUAUACAAGGGCUUACACCUCAGUAGUACUACACCAACAGCACCAGUACAUAUAAGUUCGUCAGCAGCAGGUUCAACUUUGUUACAGCCUUCAAACAUUACACAGACUUCAAGUUCCCACAGUGCACUGAGUCAUCCAGUAACUGCUGCCAAUUCUGCAACAACUCAGGUUCUGAUUGGGAACAACAUUCGAUUAACUGUACCUUCAUCAGUUGCCACUGUAAACUCUAUUGCCCCCUUAAAUGCACGACACAUACCUAGGACUUUAAGUGCUGUUCCAUCGUCUGCCUUAAAGCUGGCUGCCGCAGCAAACUGUCAAGUUUCCAAGGUCCCAUCUUCAUCCUCUGUAGAUUCAGCCCCAAGGGAAAAUCAUGAAUCAGAAAAGCCAGCGCUAAACAGCAUAGCAGACAAUACAGUAGCGAUGGAGGUGACGUAGCUUUCUCACGGACGUGGGACUGCAACCUGGGGACUUGAUUAGGUCUAUGCAUCAGUA
Myotis lucifugus (little brown bat) is the source of this 2707-nucleotide messenger RNA. It is a transcript of the gene EPC1, whose product is annotated as enhancer of polycomb homolog 1. The transcript has 15 exons. NCBI's taxonomy places the organism in Eukaryota, Metazoa, Chordata, Mammalia, Chiroptera, Vespertilionidae. Gene Ontology annotation, cellular component: piccolo histone acetyltransferase complex. Bases 122 to 2650 code for a protein of 842 amino acids. Gene Ontology annotation, biological process: regulation of transcription by RNA polymerase II. The record is from RefSeq and is a predicted model, not a curated record.